Messenger RNA from Naegleria gruberi, 2628 nucleotides. RefSeq lists its product as uncharacterized. NCBI's taxonomy places the organism in Eukaryota, Heterolobosea, Eutetramitea, Acrasida, Naegleriidae. The transcript has a single exon. The coding region runs from base 1 to 2628 and encodes 875 amino acids. The record is from RefSeq and is a predicted model, not a curated record.
AUGACAACUUGUAAAUUGGACGAAACCUUUUCAUCCAAUCUAUUAAUUUUCAAAAUCAGAGACUCGGCACCGAAAGAAAAGUCUCGUUUAAUCCUCCAAACACUUUUAUCCCUUGUUAAUAUGAUUAUUGAAAAAAGGAUGGAAGAGGAAACUAAACAGUUUAUUAAUGCUUUAAAUAAUUUAAAUCAUGAUGAGGAUAGGUUUGAUGAUAGUUAUGAUACCAACAGUCGGCAGAAUAAUGACAGUUUCGAGACAAGAAUAAUCAUUGCCUUUCUUGAUUGGAUUAGGGACAAGAAAUAUAUCUAUCGGCAACUCUUUGAUUUGUAUCUAUUUGAGAGAGAGAAAUUUAAACUCAUUUGUGAAAAGUUAAAUUUGUGGGAGAAUGAAGAGUUUGUGAUGGAGGGUUUUGAACUAUUUCCAAGAUUUUUGGAAUAUUGUCCAUUUAAGAUGAGAAAUAAUAAGGAAAUGGUUCUUAGAGCAGUUAAAUUUGAUGGAGAUUUGAUUGAAUUCGCUUCUGUUGACUUACGACAAGACAGAGAUGUAACACUAGCUGCUGUUCAAUCAGGAUGCUCCUAUUCUAAUAUUAACUCUGUGUUUAGUCAUGAUAGAGAGAUUGUUUAUCAAUUUCUUCUGAGAGAUAGUAAUGGUAGAAUACUAGCACUUGCAUCGAAGGAAAUGCAAAAUGAUAAAGAGCUAUUUUACACAGCAAUCAGGAAAUGCCAUUCGGGUGUACUUCGUUAUGCAAGUCAAGAGUUACUCAAUGACAGAGAUUUCAUGUUGAGAGCUGUUCAAUUGAAAGGGAGUGCCUUGGAAGUUGCAAGUAGUGAGCUAAAAAACGACAAGACAUUUAUUAUGCAAGCUGUGAAAUACCUCAUGUAUGCAAUGAAUUUAGUUUCUGAUGAAAUGAAAAACGACAAAGAAAUAGCCCUGACUGCUGUUUCACAUUUUGGAUUAGGAUUAGAGUUUCUCUCUGAAGAUUUGAGAAAUGAUAAGGAAAUUGUUAUGAAAGCAGUUAUGCAAGAUGGAUAUGCGAUAAAAUUCGCAUCUGAUGAAUUGAAACAUGAUAGACAAGUGGUUUUAAUUGCUGUUAAAAGGAGUGGUUAUUUAGCUUUGGAACACCUUCCACAUUUUCAUAAUGAUAGAGAAAUUGUGCUCCAAGCAAUACGGUGUCCAUUUACUGGUUCUACUUUGAGAUUUUGUGGAGAGGAGCUCAGAAAUGAUAAAGAUCUGGUCAUGGAAGACAUUUAUUGGGAGAUUGGAACUGAAUCUAUAAGUGGUGUUUUACAGUGCGCAUCCAAUGAUUUGAAACGUGAUAAGGACUUUAUGCUAAAUGCUCUUAGAAUAUCAGGAUCACCUUAUUAUGGGUUUGAAGAUUUACCGAAUGAGAUGAAAACUACAGAGUUUGUUAUUGAGAUUCUUUCAACAGCAAGGGAACCUAUCAGGUGGGAAUGCGUGGAUAGUGUCCUUAGAGAUGAAAGUGAAGAUAUUACAAAUACUAGAGAGAUUAUUAUGCAUGCAGUUAAGAUGGAGGGUAUGUCCCUUUAUUUUGCUUCAGAGGAGCUGAAGAGUGAUAGAGAAAUCGUCUUAAAUGCUGUUCAAAGAGAUGGUUCUGUACUGCGAUAUGCUUCUGAUGAAUUGAAAAAUGAUAGACAAGUUGCCCUUCAAGCUGUAAAACAGAAUGAAACAGCUUUUGAAUAUAUCAGUGAAUCUUUAAGAAAUGACAGAGAAUUUAUAAAACAAGCCAUCAAAGAGAACGUUGCUGUGCUUGCUUAUGCACCCAUUGAGUUGAAACAAGAUUUAGAAAUAGUCUUACAAGCAAUUAAAUCAGACAAGAACGCAUUCAAUAACGCUUCCAUUGCAUUUAGAAACGACAGAGAAUUUUUACAAGCUCUCAAGACCAAUGGGUGCUAUCUUCAUCGAGAUUCAUAUUCUGAGUUAAGAAACGAUAAAGAAUGGGUAUUGAAUGCAGUCAAAUUGCAUCAAAAUGAGUUUAAAUGUGCUUCUGCAGAUUUGCAAAGGAAUAGAGAAAUUAUUUUGGCUAGGUUGCAACAUGGAGGUAUUUUAUGUUUAGAAACGACUGAACUUUACAAUGAUAAGGAAAUUGUAUUGCAAGGAAUUACCUCUUAUAGUAUACCAUUCAAUCAUGCUUCUGUCUCAUUACAAAACGAUAGGGAGUUCAUUAUUCAAGUUGUCAAACUUAACACAAGUAUGCUCUCACAAAUUUCUAUGGAAUUUAGGAAAGAUAAGGAGCUUGUUAUGGAAGUAGUGAAACAUAAUGGACUGGCUUUAGAAUAUGUUUUAUACGAGCUCCGUAGCGAUAAGGAAAUUGUAAUUCAAGCUGUAAAGAAUAAUGGAAUGUCAUUACGUUUUGCUGACAACUUACUUUGCAAUGAUAAGGAAGUAGUUCUGGAAGCUGUCAAACAAUGUGGAAUGUCACUUUUAUUUGCAUCAGAUGAACUGAGAAAUGAUAGACAAGUUGUUUUGGAAGCAAUCAAGCAGGAUUCUAAUAUUAAAUCAGACGAAAUUCAUAGAAUUGCAUUAAAUUAUGCCUCAAGGGAAUUGAGAAAUGAAUUUAUCAAUCAAGGAUUUUAUAGAAAGGAAAUCGUUGAUGCUUGGCGAGAAUAUUAG